UUUUGACCGAAACGCCACCUUUAUGUGUAAUAAUUCGUUAAUUUUAUUCAGUUAAUUUGGUUUAACUUUUAUUUCGUAAUCUUUCCCACACACCGUUGUUGGAAGCUAUAGAGUGAAGUUGUCUGUGUUUAUAUGAAUAUUAUUUAUUAAGAAACAAAUUCUUUUGACAUUGUAAUUAUGGGUUCAAUCUUCGUGUGGACUAUAGCCCUGCUUUUUGUUGUCUGGGCUCCCAUGACCAAAGGCCAGUGUCGAGCUAACACGGGACCCGUGGACCUGGUGAUCGCAGUACCCGGAUCUAACCAUGUGUUGUUUGUUAUUGCAGGCCAGUGUCGAGCUAACACGGGACCCGUGGACCUGGUGAUCGCAGUACCCGGAUCUAACCAUGUGAUUCCUGAAAACGAGUUUAGUGCCUUCGAGAAAAACCUCAUUAAUCUCCUCAUGCACUUUGCCAUCCAACCUGACGAGUUCAACAUUGGCCUAAUUCUGUACGGAAAAACUGCGAUACCCAUUGCAACACCGCAACCAUUCAAAACAAGAACCCAGAUUAACACGCGUGUGACGUUACUCACAGAGCGGAUGCAGUACCAGCACGAACUUGGCACGAAACACGACGUAGCCGCCGCCUUAAACCUCAUGAUUAACAUGUUUAAAGUGCCACCCCCGGGCUACACGGGUAACAUCCUGCGCGAGAGAGCCCGCCGUAUAGGCAUCAUCUUCACGUUCGGUUCCACUCCCGCGGAGAACGUCGAUAACGUCAUUGCGGCAGCAACAAGGGCCAAGUCGGAUGGUAUCCUGCUGUACGCGCUUGGAAGCAACGGUACCAGCCGGGACUUUAUAGAGCUUGGAACCGACUACUGCCGUCUCUUCUCCAUGGGAGAGUUCUCAGACGGCCUCCCCUUUGCAAUGCCAGACCUCGCCAGUGGCAUCUGCUCAGAGGUUGAUCCGACUGUCAAUAUAACGGAAAAGAACUGCUUCCCUCGGAGGUAUCCGAAGGCGCAUGGUAUCGGCGUUUCCUGUCAGGUGGAGGGUAACAUGAUGCAGGCAGACCCCAACAACUGUGCCUACUACUACCAGUGCGAAUAUUUUGACAAGAACCCUCGGCGAAUGCAGUGCUCAGCGAGCACCCUGUAUGACCCCCUGACUAAGAUAUGUAACGCCUUGAGUAGCGUCGCCUGCUACAACGAUAUCACGUGUCCUGAUGAUAAGCCCGCCCUCCAUGCGCACCCUAUGGACUGCAACAAGUUCAUUAAUUGCUACAACGACCGCAUUCCGCACGUGCAGUCGUGUCCCGAUGACCAGGUGUUUGACCCUCAGACUCAAACCUGCAAUAAGACGUCCACGGCGUGUAUGCACCAAUACGGUUGAUAAGAUGACAGUCCCCGACGUUUACUGUGAACAGAUGACAUUUUCUACAGCCUUCUGACCUUGUAUUUUAAAUGUAAUAACAAUAAAUAAAUUUGGAAACUUUA
This is a messenger RNA of Mya arenaria, 1469 nucleotides long. RefSeq lists its product as uncharacterized. The coding region runs from base 178 to 1365 and encodes 395 amino acids. The record is from RefSeq and is a predicted model, not a curated record. The transcript is spliced from 7 exons. Gene Ontology annotation, cellular component: extracellular region. NCBI's taxonomy places the organism in Eukaryota, Metazoa, Mollusca, Bivalvia, Myida, Myidae. Gene Ontology annotation, molecular function: chitin binding.